Messenger RNA from Chrysemys picta bellii (western painted turtle), 3478 nucleotides. Lineage: Eukaryota; Metazoa; Chordata; Testudines; Emydidae. The record is from RefSeq and is a predicted model, not a curated record.
CGGAGCGCGGAGAGGGGGAGGGGAGGAAGCCGCCGGGCCUCUGGCUCCUUCCUCUUCCUCCGCGGGGAGGCAGGGCUGCCGGCCGGCCGGGCCGGGACACGGGCCAUGUUCGACACAGGCAGCCCCUCCCCCCGGAGCAGCCCCAGCAGCUCUCCGUCCCUGCGGAAGCGCCUACUGCUGCCCCCCCGGACCUCCCCAGAGCUCCCUGCAGAUGCCAUGGUGGAAAAGAGCACAGAGAGUGUCCCAGAGCGGGGCCCCUUGUCUGCCCCCCUCAACUACCCACUGAGUGCCAGGAGUUUCAUCCGCAACAACAAGAAAGCGCAAAGCUGGUACAGCAUGCUGAGCCCCACGUACAAACAGCGCAAUGAGGAUUUCCGCAGGAUCUUCAAGGGGCUGCCGGAGAGCGAGCGGCUGCUUGUGGAUUACUCCUGUGCACUGCAGCGCGACAUCCUGCUCCAGGGGCGGCUCUACCUGUCCGAGAACUGGCUCUGCUUCUACAGCAACAUCUUCCGCUGGGAGACAGCAAUCUCUGUCCCGCUGCGGGAGGUGAAAUGCCUGAAGAAGGAGAAGAUGGCCAAGCUGAUUCCCAAUGCCAUCCAGGUCUGCACUGCGGCCGACAAGCAUUUCUUCACCUCAUUUGGAGCCCGUGAUCGCUGCUUCAUGCUGAUCUUCCGUCUGUGGCAGAACGCGCUGCUGGAGAAGACGCUGUCUCCCCGGGAGCUCUGGCAUAUUGUUCACCAGGGCUACGGCGCUGAGCUCGGCCUCACCAGUGAGGACGAUGACUACGUCUGUCCUGUUUCCACUGACGAGCUCAAUGGCCUGGGGCCAGCCAGGGAGCUCAGUGACAUUAUGGAGCUGAGAGACCUGGCCUUGCCCUGCGCUGCUGACCUCAAGCUGGAGCCCAGCCCCACGUUGGCCAGGACAGCCGCUAGUCAGAGCUUCCACUCACUGGCUAGCAGCAACGAUGGGGCCGCCUCGCUGGCAGAGGACCCCGAGGAGAAUGUGGACAGCCAGGCGGAUACUGCCUCCAACUGCACAGUGACACCGGGGCUGGAGCCCCCGAAGGCUGCGGUGCUGGGGGGGGCCCCGCUGCCUGCCCUGGGGGACCUGCUACCCCAUGAGGACCUCCCCACUGACACCAGCAACUCCUCCUCUUCCUCCUCCACGCAGGAUGAAGCGGAGGUGGACGCCUUCUCAGACCUGCCCGGGCGGCUGCUGCUGAACUGCGUCUAUUGCCUGGGGGCCGAGCGGCUGCAGCAGAUGCUCUUCAGCGACUCGCCGUUCAUGCAGAGUUUCUUGGGCCAGCGCAAGUUCACAGACGUGACGCUGACCUCAUGGAGUGGCAAGAGCAAGUGCCACCAGAGCCGUGUCCUCUCCUAUACCAUCCCCCUCAGCAACCCGCUGGGGCCUAAGGCAGCUGCUGUGGUGGAGACACAGACCCUGUUCCGUGCCAGCCCCGAUAGUGGUGCCUGCGUGGUGGACUCGGAAGUGAUCACGCAGGGCAUCCCCUACCAGGACUACUUCUACACUGCCCACCGCUACUGCAUCAGCACGCUGGCUACAGGCACGGCCCGCCUCAGAGUCUCCUCCGAGAUCCGGUACCGGAAGCAGCCCUGGAACCUUGUGAGAGCCCUGAUUGAAAAGAACACAUGGAGCGGCGUGGAGGAGUACUUCCAGCACCUGGGGUUGGCGCUGGCACGGGCGGAGAAGACGCUGCUGGAGGAGAGUGGCCAUGGGAUAGAGCCGCGGGGGCUGCUGGCUGGGCUGCGCCGCAGGAAGCGCACACUGGGCUGGAGGGCCCCCCAUGCUGAGCCCACCCUGGCCACACUGCCCCCCAGCGAGACGGGGCCCCGCACCCUGCGCCCUUCCAGCAGCCUGGCAGCCCGACUCUCCCAGCAGCUCAUGGAGCGGAGCCGGGGCCCCACCGUGUCCACCCUCAUCCUCAUUGUCAGCCUGGUGAUCUGUGUGAGCCUGCUGGUCCUGGUGGUUCUCAAUGUGAUGCUGUUAUACCGGCUGUGGGCGCUGGAGCACACGGCCCGCGCCUUCCAGGCCUGGCAGGCCUCCGCACUGGCCCGAGGGAAGCUGCCUCGGACAGCAGGCGAGUGGGCCGAGGUCCUAGAGCUGCAGCGGCGUUUCCAUGGUGCUGAGGUGCAGAAGUGGAGGCGGAUCCUGGAGGCCUCUGUGGAGCUGCUGGAUGAGAUGAAGGUCUCCCUGGAGAAGCUGCACCAGGGCAUCAUGAUGGCAGAACCGCCCCCGGAGCCAGGCCAGGCUGACACCAUCUCCUGAAGCUGUGCUGGCCGCCAGGGGCCACGGAAGACUGAGCUGGAUCUGAGACUGCAGCUGGGUCAGCGCCGCCUGGACGCCCCCUGCAGGCCGGCUCCCUCAUCCAGGUCAGCGCCGCCUGGCUCCCUCAGCCAGGUCAGCGUCGCCCGGACGCCCCUUGUUGGUCAGCUCCCUCGGCCGGGUCAACGCUGCCCGGAAGCCCCUCGUCGGCCGGGUCAGCGCCGCCCGGACGCCCCUCGUCGGCCGGGUCAGCGCCACCUGGACACCCCCCUUCGGCUGGCUCCCUUGGCCAGGUCAGCGCCACCUGGAUGCCCCCCUUCGGCUGGCUCCCUUGGCCGGGUCAGCGCCACCUGGACGCCCCUCAUCAUCCGGUUCCCUUGGCCAGGUCAGCGCCAGUUCCCUCGGCCAGGUCGGUGCCGCCUGGACGCCCUUUGCCGGCUGGCUCCCUUGGCCGGGUCAGCGCCGCCUGGACGCCUCCCAGGGUCUGCUUCUCCUGCUGGGUCAGCAGCACCUGGCCAUUAGCUGGCGUCAGCACUGGCUUGGGCUGCCCUGCUCUCCUGCCACCCCCCUGGCGGAGCAGGUCUCUGUGGUGACAGCUAGGUGGAGGCCGCACCGUGGGACACAUGGAGGAUCCCCAGGGGGCCGGCUCUGCCCCCCCUGAUCCGCCCUCUGUCUGCAACCCAGGACAAUGGUGGCUGGACUGCGGCUGCCAGCUGGGUACAGCCCCCGUGUCUGCUGGCUGGGGGCCUGUCGUGGCCUGGGGGAACCCAUCCAGCCUGGGCUAGGAAUUGACUUUCUAAGUGGUCUAGCUGCACGGUGUUACUGUGGGGAGUGGCCAGGGCAGUUCCCCCACCCCCCUACCUUGGAGCCAGGACUCCUGGGUCCUCUCUGUGCUAGAGCAGGGGCACCCUUGGGGCAGGCUCCAUGCGGUGCCAGGGGCACUGCCCAUGGCUCUGCCCCCUUCUCCAAACACUCGAUUCCCAGAGGGCUCGGUACCCACCAGGCAUUGGGUCGUUGUCUCCUGGCCUGGGCCUCUUGUCCUUCGCCGCUGCUGGCGGGGGCUGUGUGUGUGUGUGAGCCCCCCAACCAGCCUGCACGCCAUCUGCUCCCUCCUCAUCCUCAGUGUUACGGGGCUUGGGCCCCGCCCCACUAUUUAUUAGCUGAUUAAAGAGCGUGGCUGGGAUAGCGCCACCUA